UCCAAGGUUUUUUCUUCCAUACGAUUUGUGUUCCAUAAAAAUUUUCAACUUGGAAAAUUUGUCUCGGAUUUUCAAUUAUAAUUAAUUCAAGACCAAAUUUCCAAAGAAGUUUAUUCUACAAUAUUAAAUUAUACUUAGAGAUUGUAAUAUGCAAUAAAAAAAUUUCUAGGCUGUACUUUCGAUACAUUUUCUCGAAUAUUUCGUUUCUUUAUUUUUUUCGCAAAAAUGUUGUGCAUACGAAAAAAGUGAUAAUAUGGAGUGAAAAUAUAAAGUAAUGGCCACAAAGAAAUACCAUUCCCCUGGUGCUGCUGCUUCUGUUGCUGUUGUUGCCAACUCCAAUGUGAGCUUGAACCAUCAACUUUGUUGGCUAGUUCUCUUUUUGAAAGAAUUUUGUUUUAUUAAUGCGUGUGUGAUUCAUCAUAGAUGUGCGAAAAUAAGAAAGAUGCAAUUUUUAUAAUUUCUUUUCUGCUGGUUAUACUGCACCCGCCCAUUACCACCCAAAUCUCCCCAAUCGACUGUGUUGCCUUUGAAAAUAUUUCGUGUGUGAAAUCUGUAGUUUUGCUCAUGUGUGCUUGAUUGUUGUGUACUUGUACCUUGCAAUUGUUUUGCACUCGAUAAAGGAAGUAGCUACACCAAACGCAUCACAGGUCACAAACCGUAAAUAAAUUUGAGUGAACCACAUUGUCAGAGACUAGAACAAGGAUAUAGAGAGCAAAGAAUUAACUCAGACUUGAACUUUCAAAAACAAAAACGGGUAGAAAUAGAAAAUGUCCAGUCGAAAUAGAACAAUACUGAAUGUGAACUUGGACGCUGCCAUGGCAAAUGAUCCGCUGCGGGAGCUGUUCGAAGCUUGUAAAACUGGAGACAUAACAAAAGUCAAGAAGCUGAUCACUUCGCAGACUGUUAAUGCCAGAGAUACUGCUGGGCGGAAGUCUACACCAUUGCACUUUGCUGCGGGAUAUGGCCGUCGAGAAGUCGUUGAGUAUCUGCUUAACAACGGUGCAUCUAUUCAGGCAUGCGAUGAAGGAGGUCUCCAUCCACUCCAUAAUGCAUGUUCAUUCGGGCAUGCAGAGGUUGUGCGGCUUCUUUUAAAAGCCGGCGCUAGUCCAAAUACCACAGACAAUUGGAACUAUACUCCUCUGCAUGAGGCUGCAAGCAAGGGUAAGGUAGAUGUCUGCAUUGCGCUAUUGCAGCAUGGUGCCAACCCAAAUAUUCGGAACUCCGAGCAAAAAACUCCAAUGGAACUGGCAGAUGAAAGCACAAGGCCUGUGUUAACAGGGGAAUAUCGAAAAGAUGAACUCUUGGAAGCUGCCCGGUCUGGGGCUGAAGAUCGUUUAUUGGCUCUCUUGACACCGUUAAAUGUAAACUGUCAUGCAAGCGAUGGUCGCCGUUCUACACCAUUACAUUUAGCAGCCGGUUACAAUCGUAUAGCAAUAGUUGAGAUUCUUUUAGCGAACGGUGCAGACGUCCAUGCAAAAGAUAAAGGGGGUUUAGUUCCACUUCACAAUGCCUGUUCGUAUGGGCACUUUGAGGUGACUAAAUUGCUGAUCAAAGCUGGUGCCAAUGUAAAUGCCAAUGAUUUAUGGGCAUUCACUCCCUUGCAUGAGGCUGCAUCUAAAAGCAGAGUAGAAGUUUGUAGCCUGUUGCUUAGCAAAGGCGCCGAUCCAACCCUUUUAAACUGCCAUAACAAAUCUGCAAUAGACUCAGCUCCAACGCGGGAGCUCAGGGAUCGUAUAACUCAUGAGUACAAAGGCCACUGCGUUCUAGAUGCCUGCAAAAAAGCCGACAUCCCAAGGCUGAAGAAAUUCCUCACAUCGGAAACGGUGAACUUUGUACAUCCCUAUUCAGGAGAUACACCAUUGCACGCAUCUGCAGUUUCUGUUGAUCCAAAAAGAAAACAAGUUGCAGAGAUUCUUAUCCGGAAGGGAGCUCUGCUAAACGAAAAAAACAAAGCAUUCCUUACACCACUCCAUCUGACUGCCGAACAUUUGCAUUACGAUGUUAUGGAUACGUUGCUGAAAACUGGAGCCAAGGUGAACGCUCUGGACGGACUCGGACAGACAGCGUUGCACAAGAGUGCUAGGGAUGAACAGGCAUGCCGCUUGUUGUUGUCCUAUUCCAUUGAUACAAAUAUUAUUUCGCUGGAAGGUUACACAGCUGCACAAUUAGCGUCAGAAAGUGUUUUAAAGAUUCUAAAAGAUCCACCAGACACUGAAACUCAUUUGUUAGAAGCCGCAAAAGCUGGUGACUUAGACACUUGUCGAAGAAUCGUGCUUGCCAACCCGCACACGGUCAAUUGUCGUGAUUUAGAUGGCCGACAUUCAACGCCAUUGCAUUUUGCUGCCGGCUUCAACCGAGUUCCCGUUGUAGAAUUUUUACUUGAACAUGGAGCUGAAGUUCAUGCUGCGGACAAAGGAGGAUUGGUUCCCCUGCACAAUGCUUGCUCUUAUGGGCAUUUUGAAGUGACUGAGUUGCUAGUUAAACACGGAGCCAAUGUGAACGUGGCAGAUCUAUGGAAGUUUACACCUUUGCAUGAGGCUGCAGCUAAAGGAAAAUAUGACAUAGUAAAACUUCUUUUGAAACAUGGAGCAGAUCCAAGUAAAAAGAAUCGUGACGGAGCGACCCCUUCUGACUUGGUCAAGGAAUCAGAUCAUGAUGUUGCCGAGCUUCUAAGAGGUAACUCUGCUCUGUUAGACGCUGCAAAAAAAGGAAAUCUAGCUCGAGUACAAAGACUUGUAACACCGGAGACUAUAAACUGCCGCGACGCACAAGGACGAAACUCGACUCCAUUACAUUUGGCUGCAGGUUAUAAUAACUAUGAAGUGGCCGAGUAUUUGCUUGAAAAUGGAGCCGAUGUGAAUGCCCAAGACAAAGGAGGAUUGAUCCCUCUUCACAACGCAUCUUCGUACGGUCAUCUGGAUAUAGCUGCUUUGUUAAUUAAACAUAAGACUGUAGUGAACGCGACUGAUAAGUGGGGCUUCACGCCACUGCAUGAAGCCGCCCAAAAAGGACGGACGCAACUAUGUGCUUUGCUUUUAGCUCAUGGUGCAGAUUCGUAUAUGAAAAACCAAGAAGGUCAAACUCCCAUUGAACUGGCAACUGCAGACGAUGUCAAGUGCUUGCUUCAAGAUGCUAUGACAACAUCGUUGGCUGCCAACUCUACGCUAAGCACUUCGCAAACAUCAUUAAUAAGCAAUUCACCUUCGCCUGCCCCAAGUUGUGUUCCUCCCGCAUGCACGGUUCUUUCACCGACAACUGAAACUGUAACACUGCCAUCAGGAGCCUCCAUGACUCUAAGUGUACCGGUUCCACUAAUGUCAACAAGAAUGAGUCCAGCUCAGGGGGCAGAAUCGAACGCACAAGCAGAUAUGUGUGAGGAAGUAAGCGAUCCAGAAUCGAUUACCAACGUAGCUAGCUUCCUUGCAAGCCAGCAACUUGAUCACUUAAUCGAGUUGUUUGAAAGAGAACAAAUAACAUUGGAAAUUCUAGCAGAGAUGGGACACGAAGACUUAAAGCAAGUGGGAGUAUCAGCUUACGGAUUUAGACACAAGAUCUUAAAAGGCAUUGCUCAACUUCGAUCGACAACUGGAAUUGGAAACAACUUGAAUCCAGGAACUCUUUUAGUGGACUUACUGCCAGACGACAAGGAAUUUGUUGCGGUUGAGGAGGAAAUGCAGGCAACAAUUCGGGAACAUAGAGAUAAUGGACAAGCAGGAGGUUAUUUCCUUCGAUACAACAUUAUUAGGGUACAAAAAGUUCAAAAUCGUAAACUUUGGGAGAGGUAUGUACAUAGACGGCAAGAAGUUUCCGAAGAAAACUCUUUGCAACCAAACGAACGAAUGCUCUUCCACGGAAGUCCCUUUAUAAACGCCAUUGUACAAAAGGGUUUCGAUGAAAGACACGCUUACAUUGGCGGUAUGUUUGGAGCUGGUAUAUAUUUUGCUGAACAUAGUUCGAAAAGUAAUCAAUAUGUAUAUGGAAUCGGCGGUGGAAUCGGUUGUCCAUCACACAAAGAUAAAUCAUGUUACGUUUGUCCGAGGCAAUUGCUUCUGUGUCGAGUAGCUCUUGGAAAAUCAUUCCUUCAAUACAGUGCAAUGAAGAUGGCUCACGCACCACCAGGUCAUCAUUCGGUAAUUGGUCGUCCAUCUGCUGGAGGUCUACACUUUGCGGAAUAUGUAGUAUAUCGCGGAGAACAAGCCUAUCCAGAAUAUUUAAUUACAUACCAAAUCGUCAAACCUGAAGACAGUAGCAGUGGAAAUGAGGAAUCAUCAAGAUGAUGGAUGCCAUCUGUCGGCUCGACGCCAACUUCAUCACCAUCAAAUCAACAACAGUCACAGC
This is a messenger RNA of Eupeodes corollae, 4338 nucleotides long. It is a transcript of the gene Tnks, whose product is annotated as poly [ADP-ribose] polymerase tankyrase. The record is from RefSeq and is a predicted model, not a curated record. NCBI's taxonomy places the organism in Eukaryota, Metazoa, Arthropoda, Insecta, Diptera, Syrphidae. The transcript has 8 exons. Bases 768 to 4277 code for a protein of 1169 amino acids. Gene Ontology annotation, molecular function: NAD+ poly-ADP-ribosyltransferase activity; protein binding.